AUGGCGUCCUCGCAGAAGAGUGAUGCAAAUGACCUGCGAGCAGUGCAAAACGCUUUUCAGAACAUGAAAGUGGAACCGACCAAGAGCACUGACGAGACGACGAAGAAGUCCUACACCUACAACGCCGAGCGCGUCCUGGGUAGUGGCUCCUUCGGUGUCGUCUACCAGGCAGUGGUGGUCGAAACCGGCGAGUCUGUCGCCAUCAAGAAGGUUUUCCAGGACAAGAGGUACAAAAACCGCGAGCUGCAGAUCAUGAAGGAACUCCGACACCCGAACGUGGUGGAGCUAAAGCACGCCUUCUAUACCUCAGGUGAGAAGCCUGGCGAGACGUACCUCAACGUCGUGAUGGAGUACUGCUCAGACACGGUCUAUCGGGUCAUGAAGCAUUACACGAAGAUGAAGCAGCCGGUGCCGCAUAUCUUCGUUCAGCUAUACUCGUACCAGAUGGCUCGCGCUUGCGCCUAUAUCCACGCAGUUGGAAUAUGCCACCGUGACAUCAAGCCUCAAAAUCUGCUCGUGGACGGCCACACGCACGCCCUCAAGGUUUGCGAUUUUGGCUCAGCAAAGCCUCUGGUAAAGGGAGAGCCCAAUGUCGCGUACAUUUGCUCUCGCUACUACCGGGCCCCGGAGCUGAUUUUCGGCGCCACGGACUACGGAUUCGUGAUUGACAUCUGGUCAAUGGCCUGUGUGUCAGCGGAGCUGAUUUUGGGCCAUCCAAUCUUCCCUGGAGAGAGCGGUGUGGAUCAGCUCGUGGAGAUUAUCAAGGUGCUGGGCACACCAACCAGAGAAGAGCUCAUGGCCAUGAACCCCAACUACACAGAGUUCAAGUUUCCGCAGAUAAAGCCACACCCGUGGCACAAGGUGUUUCGAGCCCGCACAUCGGCAGAUGCUGUCGAUUUCAUCUCGAAGCUCUUGGUUUAUGACCCGAAAAUGCGGCCAACCGGGCUUCAGUGCUGCACCCAUGCGCUCUUCGAUGACCUCCGCGAUCAAAACACGCGCAUCAGCAGCACCAAGCCUUUGCCGGAGCACUUGUUCGCUUUUGCGAAGGAGGAGCUUGCUUUGAUGGAUCCCGAGCUGCGACGAAAACUCAUCCCAGCUUGGGCGGAGGCCAAGAGGGUUGAGCUGGCGCCAGCCCAGGGAUGA
Molecule: messenger RNA, 1143 nt
Organism: Symbiodinium natans
Lineage: Eukaryota; Dinophyceae; Suessiales; Symbiodiniaceae
Source: the annotation of a GenBank genome assembly